Episyrphus balteatus (marmalade hoverfly) is the source of this 1854-nucleotide messenger RNA. It is a transcript of the gene Naa30A, whose product is annotated as N-alpha-acetyltransferase 30A. NCBI's taxonomy places the organism in Eukaryota, Metazoa, Arthropoda, Insecta, Diptera, Syrphidae. Gene Ontology annotation, cellular component: NatC complex. Gene Ontology annotation, biological process: N-terminal peptidyl-methionine acetylation. Bases 345 to 1388 code for a protein of 347 amino acids. The record is from RefSeq and is a predicted model, not a curated record. The transcript is spliced from 4 exons. Gene Ontology annotation, molecular function: protein-N-terminal amino-acid acetyltransferase activity.
UUAGAACGAAACAGAGGCAAAGACAGAGGACGGAAAUUAUUUCUUUUUCAUUUAUAUUUUUAAAAUAAAUUAGAAAAUUAUUUCAUAGUGUUUAUGAAUUUACUAAAUAUUUCAAAAUCCAAAUCAACCUUCUCUAUUUGAAAAGUGAAAAUCUCCAAUACGAAUAAAUUUAAAACCCUCUUACGACAGAGCGAUUUCCUUGAAUACACUCAUACAUACCAAAACACAAAGUACGACGAAAAUAUACAGACAGACAGAAUUUUGUCAUCGAGAAUUUCGUGUGACGACCCUCAGACGACCAAGUGAAUAGUCGGAAAAUCCAAAUUUUCCAAGAAAAAAAAACCAUGAAUUCGGUUCAAGAAAAUUGCUCAACAAAGCCAUCAAAGAAAAAGACGAAAAACAAACGGAAGCGAUGCGUCGAGAAUGGAACUGGCAACGGCCAUGCAUCUGAAUCCCAGCAGACAGACACACUUACCGAUAAACUAAAGCAAAAUCUUCAUAUCACCUCUGCUGGAAAAGGGAGCAGCAUUAAAGAGCAACACAAUGGCACUGAUAGCCCCCACCACCAGCAGCAGAGUGAAUCAGAAUCCUUAACCAAUGGAGGACCAUCCUCCGAAAAUGGCCAUGAUGAGCCCAGAUUGAAUGGUGAUUGCAAUAUUAGUAAAAAUAGUAGAAAUCCUAAGGAAAGCAAUAGCUGUCACAGUAAUGGACAGAAUGAACCUCACAAUGAUGUGGUAAAGCAACAAGAGGUGGAGGAAGGGGCACAGGCCAAUGCCACUGGUUUGAGCAAUGGCAACAUUCAUCCUAAUAGUAGAAGAACUCCAUCACCACAGCCACAAGCUGUUCAGGAUGAUGGUGAAUCCAAGGAGAACAAUGACCAACAACAACAACUAUCACCAGUCAUCGCACAACCUGCCAUCAACUUAGAAAAUAUCCAAAUCGAAUAUAAAGAAUACGAGUCCGAGCUACAGAUGCAUGACAUAAUGCGUCUUAUACAGGCUGAACUCUCGGAGCCUUACUCGAUUUACACUUAUCGGUACUUCAUUUACAAUUGGCCGAAGCUGUGCUUCUUGGCCGCUCAUGGCAACGAGUACGUUGGAGCUAUUGUUUGCAAAUUGGACAUGCACAUGAAUGUAAAGAGGGGCUACAUUGCAAUGCUGGCGGUUCGACGGGAAUAUAGAAAAUUGAAAAUCGGUACAACACUCGUACAAAAAGCCAUAGAGGCAAUGCUGGCAGACAACGCCGACGAGGUUGUUCUCGAAACCGAGAUGCGCAACAUACCCGCACUGCGUCUCUACGAAAAUCUAGGUUUUGUCCGUGACAAAAGACUAUUUCGAUACUAUUUGAACGGUGUAGACGCCCUUCGACUUAAACUCUGGUUCAGAUGAGAUUGUAUUUAGGCCAAAACAUUGUAACAAAACUUAAAUUGAAAAUCCUAGACGAGCAAUAAACAGAUACAUGAACAAGGAAACUUAAUUUUUGAAAAAAAAAAAAAACAGGAAAAGCCAGCAAUGCACGACUGAGGAUGAGGGUGGAAAAAAAGCUGUUCAAAUUAUUCAAAGGCUCUCAAAUUGACAUUAUAUUGGUGUUUUGAAAAAUAAUAACUUUUUUUUGUACCGAAAAAAGCUUUCUUAGCUUGGUUUUUUUUUUUGUAACGUGUGCGUUUGUCUCUCUGAUUUUAAUAUUUAAGUUAAAAAAAUAAAAAAAGAAUUGAAACAGGCUUUUGCUUUCUUUAUCUAAGCCAUUUGGCUUAUUUUUUUCAAUAUUUUAAAAAUAACCAAAUUUAAUACUGCAUGGGGUCUUGUUCAUAAGUGUUUUAUUAUGCAUAUUUAUAAACAACAAAAAAAACAACAA